UAUAGUUUAUACAUCUAAUUCGAGGUACAAGCUCAUGUCCGAUACUUCUUCUUUGCUCAUAUCCAAAACAAACCCUCCAGCUUCAUCGGGAACCAUGGCAAACAAAUCCCUCACAGGCCUAGAGAGUCUUAUAAAGCUUCUCCCUACAGGAACACUCUUCAUCUAUCUUUUACUCAACCCUGUCCUCACUAACGAUGGUGAAUGCACCACUGUUAAUAAAGUCAUGUCAAGCAUCCUUGUCGCCCUUUGCAGCUUCUCCUGCGUGUUCUCAUGCUUCACGGAUAGUUUCAAAGGCGUCGACGGAUCAAGAAAGUUUGGUAUAGUCACCAAGAAGGGUCUUUGGACUUAUGCUGAUCCUGGAUCCGUGGAUUUGUCCAAGUACAAGCUCAGGAUCGCGGAUUUCGUUCAUGCGGGUUUCGUGCUGGCUGUGUUUGGGACGCUGGUGUUGCUUGACGCUAAUACCGCAAGCUGCUUUUAUCCUCGGUUCAGGGAAACACAAAAGACAUUGGUCAUGGCUUUGCCUCCAGCCGUGGGUAUUGCCUCAGCCGCUAUCUUCGCUUUGUUUCCAAGCAAACGGAGUGGGAUCGGGUACGCACCAAUUGCUGAGGAGGUAGGUGCUGAAGAGGAAACCAAGAAAGCCUCUGCCUCUGCCUCUGCCUGAGAUUGGUUACCUUAGUUGUUUCUAAAUUAUUUGUUAGAUAUGUUGUAGAUUGUAAAAGAAUAUGAUUGUUUGUUUCUUAAAACAUUGAUUUAGUUCUUUGUGACCAUAGCGAUCAAUAUGUAAGUGAAUGUUGUAUUGCAUCUUACAUAAUAGUAUUGGAAUAAACGUUA
This is a messenger RNA of Capsella rubella, 831 nucleotides long. RefSeq names its product protein DMP1. Gene Ontology annotation, biological process: endomembrane system organization. The transcript has a single exon. Lineage: Eukaryota; Viridiplantae; Streptophyta; Magnoliopsida; Brassicales; Brassicaceae. The record is from RefSeq and is a predicted model, not a curated record. The coding region runs from base 35 to 661 and encodes 208 amino acids.